This is a messenger RNA of Trichomonas vaginalis G3, 1186 nucleotides long. RefSeq names its product DNA/RNA polymerase superfamily. The annotation marks the transcript as partial. NCBI's taxonomy places the organism in Eukaryota, Parabasalia, Trichomonadida, Trichomonadidae. The transcript has a single exon. The record is from RefSeq and is a predicted model, not a curated record.
AUGAUUGACCCAAUUGAUAAAAUUAUUGAAGAAACAUUUGUUUAUAAAAUUGAUAUGCUUCAUAAUCUUUCUUUAUCAUCGAAUGCUUCAAUGAUUCGUUACGCGUUAGCAUAUAAGAACUUCAAUCCUAACGAAACAUAUCCAGAAGAAGAAAAUGUGGAAUCAAGUUUUGAAUUAACGAAAAAGUAUUGGAAAUAUAAAAUUGAAUCAUAUAAGAAACAAGAUGAAAAAGCAAAAAGAGAUACUAAAAAUAAUGUUUCAAUGGAUGACUAUCAAUACUAUCACGAUUUAAUCCUUUCAUCUAAAUGCAAAAUGUGUGGUAAAGCGUUUACAUAUGCUAAUAAACCAACAUUGGAUAGAAUCGAUAAUGAAAAACCACAUACCAAAGAAAAUUGUCAGUUAAUGUGUUGUUAUUGCAAUGUCGUAAAAUCAAAUAAAGAUGAAGAUGUUCAACGUUUAAGAAUCAAUUUAAGAAAUUAUGCAUUAAAAAAUAAUUUACCAAUGACUUUAGAUUCAGUUGAAGCUUAUCACAUUCUCCGUAAUGGAAUUACUGGUGGUCUAUCAAAUGUUCAACAUCGUAUUAAUCUUAAAGGAAUCACACACAUUAAUAAACUUUCAUAUAAUCCAGAAACUAAAACUGUAUCAAAUGAGGACACCACCAACAUCAUGACUCAUUUCGUUGGAGUUGACUUUAAUUCAUUAUAUCCUUCAUCAUUUUCAUCUAAUCCUCAUGAUUUCAUUCAAUAUACUGACCAUAAAAUGUAUAUGCCGGGAAGAUUGAAUGGUGUUAUCAUUUGUGAUACAGCAACAAAGAAAGCAAAAGCACUUGGAAUUAUUAGAAAGAAAAAUACUUUAUUCGUGGCUGAAGUAAAGGGUCACAUUGAUGAAAAAUACAUUAAUGAUUACAUAAACUUUUUACCGAUAAUAAGAAACUUAGAUAUUAUCACAGAUGAAAAAACAAUUGGCAUAAGAGAAAUAGGUGAGGAUACGUAUCAAAUGAUGCUCAAAGAUAGAUUUUAUAGAUGUGAAACAUGUUUACAAGAGGCAUUCUUCACUUUAGAUAAUGCUAAAUACUGGUAUUUGGUUUUCAUUUAUGAUUUUAUGUAUAAAUGCAUGGAUGUUAAUCGUUUUCAUUUCAUUGAAGGUGAUACUGAUUCAUCUUAUUGGGCAAUCGCUGGCGAUCCAA